CCUUGAUUGUGUACUCCUUUCUAUUUAUGCCUUGCAGACUGGUCUCGUGGCUUUUCCUCUAGUGGUUGGACUAGUAGUGCCGCCCUGGUUUGCUCUGUCUUGCUUGUACUCUUGCUGACUGGUCUUCGGGCCCCUGCCUCAGAGGUUGGACUAGUCGUGCCACCCUGAGCUGUGUGUUUCUUGCUCAGCACUACCCCUUAUCUAGCCUAGGGGUGGCCCCCAGCCUGGAACCCCCGACCCCGAGUCGACAGUAUCUCAGGAUCCAAGCCGUACCAGCGAGUGGUUGCUGGUGUUCCACUGCCUCCCUUGUUACCCUGUCCAGCGAAGGACUCGCUCGCUGCGGCUGAGCUACCGCUAAGAUUUUCGGUGCACGCAAAAUGCUGCCCACUUUGCUACCAGCCCCAGUGUCUUCUUCCUUCCAUCACUCACCUCCACUCGCGCUGCAAGCUGCUAGCGGCGUGACACUAGAAGAUUGGCCCGAUGGAGGAGAGGCCACGUUAAGACCAGCUCAGCUCGCUGCACAAACGAUGCUGAAAUGGCAGGAUUGCCCGCUUAUUCCGGCGAAAAGCCCAACAGCACUGGCAGUUGCCACUGAAUCCCACUCGUCGCUUCUCGUUUUGCCACAGGGCGGCCCUUUGUGUGACCAAUAGGCGAAGAGCUCGAGUGCGCGAACCUAUCGGAAAAGCAAUUGCGUGAAUCCUUGUAUGCGAUUGGGGUUCGACUUCCGGGCCUGGGGAUCGAUCACGCGCUGCUUCUAGUGCACCCAGCAGAAAAGUUGAUCAAGGGAGGAGGAAGGCGGCACGGGAUUAUCACGAGGCCACGGAGGACGAUGACGUUCUAAUAGUUCCAGUACUGCUUCGCCUCCAGCUACCACGAUAGUUUCCAUCAGCCGUGAGCACGAGCAAGCUCCGCUAAAACCACUAGACGAGCGGCGAUAGCAGCAGCAGCAGCAGCAGCAACAGCAGCAGCGGUAGUACUGACAGCACAAGCAGUACUACUGCACGCAGAACCAUCUCGUCGUGCCGAGCUCGCUGCCGCGAGCCAGAGCCGCUCUUCCUGCUAGGGAUUUCACGACGCUACGACGCUACGACGCUACAACGCUCAGAAGCCAAUCUGGCAGGAACCCCAUCCAAGCGGCAGAUUCCCCAGCCGAGCCACCAUCAGCAGCAGCAACAUGGCGGUCAACGGGGAGCGCUACAGGGAUCACUUCAGAACGAGCCCCGACCAAGGAGGCACCUUGGCCAUCAGCCUUGGCGGCGGCGACGGCGGCAACGACGGUCGCCUGAAGCCGCGUUUCCCAUCGGCGGCUGAAGCGCAGCGUGCCAGCAACAGCAUAAGACGUGUCGUCGUCGAGUCGCCCCGCGCCGACGGGGCUUCCGCCAAAACCGCGGAACCGUCAAGCGGCCCAACCGCAGAUGAUGGCGGUGGCGGAACCGCCAGCGGUGGUGCUAUUAACGGGACAGUCGACGGUGAACAUCGUCGUACUUGUGAGGCGACGACCACGAGUCGGCGAGACGGUGCCGGCUUGGCAACGAGGACAGCAGUCUCGUCCUCGACGCCGGCUGCGGCGGCGACCGUGGAACACCCGGGCGGUCUAGAUGCUACUGUCGCCGUUGCCGCCGACAAGGAGGAGGAGGAGGAGGAGCCACUACCUGGGGGGGUCAUGGAGCUGCUCGCGUCAGCACGCAGCGGAAAAGCCGCCGCCGCGUCUCGCUCGCCUCACCCGCCACCCGGCAGUCCAAGCGGUUUCCGUCGCCCGCGCCACUUCCGCUCCGCGUCCGUGGGCGGAGCGAUCACGCCCCGCACUGCCAAGGCCCUCGGCGACAUCGGCGGGGAUUUCUCCCUCCCGCCGCUUUCCCCGCAGCCUCCGCGGCGCAAGGCGGCGCUGGUCUCCACGUCGGUGGACGGCGGAGUGCUGCUGUGGAGCCCGCCGGGCGCAACUCCCGGAGCCCCGUCCGCGAGUGUUCCCCCGUCAAGCGCGCCCCCCGCCUCUCCGCCUGCUGCGGAACGGUCCGCAACCAGCAUGGGCAGUGGUGCUGCCAUGCAGGGAGGCGCGGCGGAGAGCGAGAGCGACGAGGAUGAGUCGGGGGGGGAGGAAUGUGUGGUGACGCGCGUGCUGGAGAGAGGCGACGCGCGAGGGAGGAUGCUCAAGAUGAAGAACGCACUGAUGCAGCAGCAGCAGCAGCAGCAGCAAGAUGCAUCAGAGCAGGCGCAACGCGGGCAGGAGGCGUCCGUGAGCAGCAACACCAUUCUUCCAGGAGCUCACCAGCAGCUUGCCGGAUUCGUCGCCCAAAAGCAACUCGCGGCGCCUGUCGCGGUGGCAUCGUCGUCUGGCCGACAGCGCCUGGAAGCUAGCAGCUCGCAGCAGCGCAAGCGAGACGAUCAGCGGAACGCGUCGGGCGCAGGAGCGUUGGGCGCAGCAGCGUGGGACGUGGGCCAGGUGGGCAAGUGCAGCAAGAGCGACGACAGCACGCGUCGCCAGGACGGCAGGAGGCAGGCAAGCGCCGGCGACAGGAGAGUGGGAGCGGACUCGCGCGCAGGUGUCGCGUCCGCGUCUGCGGAUACUACUAGGCCCGGGGUGCGCCUUCCCCCCGGACUGGAACCAGACGCCUCUGCCCGCCACACGCCCACGCCCUACUCUCGCCUCUGCUCCGCUCCCUCCCUUGCGCCGCUCUCCCCGUCCCGUGCUGCGCCCCCGCUGGCGGAGCAGGGGGGGGCGUUACGGCGCGCGGGCCUGCGCAUCCCGCGGAACGCCUCCGUGCCCGACAGCCUGAGCGCCAUGGGCGCUGACCCUGUGCACCCGCUCUCCCCUCAGCCGCGCGCGCGAAUGAUUCCGCGGAACGCCUCUGUGCCCGGCGACCUCGACGCCAUGGACGCGGUCUCCCCGCCCUCCGCGGACCUCCCCCCGCAGUCGCCGCAGCUCCCGCCGCGCAAGUCGAGCCGCUCCGUGUCAUUCGAGAUCGGCGUGGUACGGGCCCCGCGGCACUCGGGGCUGCUCCCCGUAGGCUGGCCCCGCAGUGCUCCCGCAACCCUCGCGCUCUCCGUCUCUCCCGCCGCUGCCGCUGAUCCUGCUGCUGCUGGCGCGGGACGGUCGGACAGGAGCGCGGGCAGUAGUGCGGGGAGUCAGUCGGCUGGGACGGAAGGCGCGGGGAGCGAGGGGGAGUCGAGCAGUAGGGAGUCGGGGGGGGAGGAAUGCGUGGUGGCGCGCGUGCUUGAGCGAGGCGACGCGCGAGGGAGGAUGCUCAAGAUGAAGAACGCACUGAUGCAGCAGCAGCAGCAGCACAAAUGGCAUGAGGCAGCAGGCCAGUCACCGCGCAGGCAGCAGCAAGCUCCUGCCAGCGACAGCAUUCCCACACCACACCUGCCGUCCGCCUCCGUUGUCGAGUCCCCGGCGCACCUUUCAUCCGCACUAAGGCGUGGCGCGCAGGUCAUCCCGCGGAUCGCUUCCGCGCCAGACAGUUUCUCCAGCACCAGCUGCGCAAGCCUGGCGCCGGCCCUGGAUGGAGGCAUGAUCGCCGGGGGUGGAGGACGAGGCGCAGUGGGCGCAUCAACCGCCCCGCAGAACGGCCUCCCCCUCACUGCGCCGCUCCAGAGGAAACCCUCCGCUUCGCCUUCCGCCGAAGCCCCUGCCGUGCUGCACCCCACCCACCGCGCCUCCCUGUCCCCCCCGCCCGCCUCCCCUCAUCGUUCCUCCCCGCACCACCCGCAUUUUCUGGUCCCCCGUAGUUCGUCCACCGGCGCACCUCUCGCGCCACUGCCGCGCACCACGCUUUCUGCGCAGGCGUCCCCGCGUGCGUCCCCGCGCGCAGCCUCGUUCACGUCGUCGUUCGUGCAGCCGCACGGGAGCGCGUGGCACCGGCCGCCGAAGCAAGCAGCAGCAGCAGCAGCGAGCGCGCAUGCUUCCCACCCGCGGGCGCUGUCCCUGGACGUCUCGGGUGUGUGGGCCCCUGUGGAAGGUGUUGGUGCUAGUGCCGGUGCCGGUGCAGAUGGCAGUGCCGGGCAUUCUCCAGCCUCAAGGGCUCGAGGCCUCUAUUCAAGUGAAGCUUCCCCGCGUAAACCACCAAAUAUUUCGGCCACGCGCCUGGUAGAAGCUGGAGUGGGGAGGCGAGGAGUAAUGGAAGCGCACGGACAUGGUGAGACAGCUGCAGGGGGGCAGAUCAGGGCUAGCAGGGCUGGUGUUGCUCUGGUGUCCCCACGUGGCAGUGCCAGUGGUACUCACACUGCGGAUGGUAACCGGUGGUCCUCUGGGGGUAACCCGGCUGCUCUUGGUGGUAACCAGGCCGCUCUUGGUGCUAACCAGGCACUUGCUGGUAAUCAAAUCCGUAACCAUGGGCACACUCGCAGUCGCAGUGUCGGCACUGUUGGAUACGAGGCCACUGGGGAUGGUGCGAGGUUCCCCCCUCCUGCUGACGUUUCUGCCUUGAAGCAAGCCCUGAUUGGUAGCCCGAGGGGCCUUGCAAGCGGAGCCCGGAGGGGUGGGACAGGGUGGGCAAGCAGGGGAGGGGGGAUGCCAAGAGCAGGAGGGGUGGCAGCAGGGAGAGCGGGGAUGGGGAGAGGAGCACAAAGCGGCGGGCGUUCUUUUGAUUCCCUGAUUCCAUCCAUGAAAGCACCCUCUCCUGAUCUUACCACUGAUGCUGCACCGUCUGCUUCUACUGCUCUUGCUGCUGCUGCUUCACCUGUCACUGCUUUUGCUCCUCAGGAUAUGCCUGCCCCUGCUGCUGCUAGCACCGCUGCUCCCUCCUCUGCUGCGGCUUCUACAUCGAACCCUGCUCUCGUCCCUUCCCCUGCCAGUGCAACAACAGCGGCACCCAAGGCUCCCUCUUCCACUGCAGCUUCACCCUCACUCUAUGCCCCCCUCUCUGCUGCCACCCACCUCAGGCCUCCCACACCGUCCAGCCACACAUUGUCUGCUUACACAGGGAUCACCCUGUCACGAAUCUCCCGCAGCCACACCACCUCAGAUGCGCCUGUUGCUGCUGCUGGCGCUGCUGGUGCUGGCAAUAACCCAAGCGGGCACAGAAGGACCUGGUCUGACUCCCUGGCCCUUCCUAGCGCCAACCCACGCACACCUCUUCCUCACAGUACCAGUGCUGCGUCUUCUGCAAGUGCAGCUGUAGCUAAUUCUGCUGCUGCAGCAGGCGCAGGUGUGGGUGGCCCUGCUGCAGCAGCUGGGGCACGAGUGAGCGCUGGGUGUGUGGAUGGGCCUAUGAGCACUCUGGCCAUCAGCAGCAGCAGGGGGGGCGCCCUCAUGGUGAGUGGCCGGACCAGGAGCAAGUGGGUCCCAGGCACAGGGGCUCCCCAUAUCACCACUGCCACUAUCGCCCAAGCCUGCAAGGGAGGCCAAGUGGUUUUUGAGUACCAGCAGAGGCGGCCGCCGCCCAGCAACGAGUCUUAUCCAAGCGCUGCCACUAUUGGCACCACUGCUCCUGUUGCCUCUGCUGCUAUCAUCCGUUCGCCUGUUCCUGGUGUUGCUGGUGUUCCUGCUGGUGCUGGUGGUGUUGCUGCUGCUGGCGCUGCUGUUGGCGGCAAUAACAUCAGCAGGCACAGAAGGGCUCGGUCUGACUCGCUGGCCAUUCCCAUCGCCAACAUCAUGCGCACACCUCUUCCUGACAGUACCAGUAGUGCUGCUGCUGCUGCUGCUGCUGCUGCUGCUGGGGGAGCACGUGUUGGUGAGCCUGCAGUUGCAUCUGCCCGCAUCACCCAAGGCUGCAAGGGAGACCACUUGGUUUCUGAGAAUCAGCAAGGGGGGACGCCGCACAGCUAUGACUCCUUUUCAAGAACUGCCACAAUUCGCGCCGAUACUGGUUGCGAUCGCCGUUCAGCUGGUGCUGCUGGUGGUGCUGCUGCUGUCAACCGUUCGCCUUUUCCUGGUUUCAACGGGGCGCAUUCCAUGAGCUCGUCAUCAGUUCCCCAGUGCACUGCCCCAGAGCCCCACAUGCCGCCACUGGUCAAGGCAGGAAGGAGUGUGAGUGGCAGCGGCAGCAGCAGCUCCCGCACAAGCAGCAGCAGUCACAGCACCAGCGGUGGUGGGAGCUCCAUUGCUCGCAACACAGAUACAGGAAGAGGGAAUGCGGGGAGAAGAGGAAUUGGAGGAGGAGAAGGCGUAGGAGGAGGUGGUGGUGGUGGGUGGAGGGAUCCUGGUAGCAGCAUAGACAGCAGCAGCGGUGGGCGAGGGAGUGCGAAUGACAGCAGCAGCAGUGCAUGCACCCCCACCACCAUGGCCAGCAGCAUGGCCUCAACUAGCACUUCCGAACACCACUCUAGCAGAAACACCACCUCCCAGCCUCCCGCGUCAAGCCACCCCGCGGCCCAAGAGACGCUGCUAGGUACGGUUGUGAACCAUGUGAUGGCACACCUGCAGUACCCGCGCUCCUACUCCGAGCCGUUAGCUUCGUCCUCGGAGGUAAGGCACACCAUGGUUCACAGGAAGAGCCGGUUCCACAUGCACCGGAUGCGCAGGGAGCAAGUGAAGGACUUGAACUUGGCCGGUAGCUCAGAGGAGGAAGACGAGCGUGAGGAUGGGGAUGAAACGAGCGAAGCUAGUGGCAGUGGGAAUGAGGAGAGCGGUGAGAGUGGGGAGAGAAAGGAGAGAGAGGGGAGAGAGCAACGCCCCCGAGUGAAGGCUGCGGGCCAGCAGAGGAGCAGAGAGGCGGUGGCAGCCCGCUACCCUCUUGCGGCUCUAGCUUCCCACAUUCCUCGCUCCCACAGUGACUCCACCCAGCAAGGAACCUCCCUCGUGCUCCAAAACUCCCCCUGUAUUGGCCGUGACCCAUCCCAAGGCAUGUACGUGCCUGGCAGCAGCAGCAAGAGUCACAGAGGGAGUGGCAGUGCGUGGAGGGGCAGAGAGAAAAGCAACUGCAUGGGCGGUUGGUCACCCAACGGCUCACCUACGGCCUCUCCUUGCGACUCCCCUUGGUCCUGCUCACCCGCAUCCCCCCCUCAAAUGUCUCCUGGAGCGUCACCAGGAAGGUCAGCAGGAUCUCCCAUGUGCCUUGAUCCCCCUGUGCACAUCAAGAGGAGCCCCUUGAGCCCUCUCAGUGCCCCGGGGGCUGCUGGUACUGCAGGUGAACCUGGAGUGGGGGGCCACAGGGGAACAGUGGGAGGAGAAGCAAGAGUGCUAAGGAAAGAUAGAGGGAUGGGAGUGCGGAGGAGGAGGAGGGCGGAGAGCUGGGGAGGUGUGGAGGAUGAUGAUUAUUGGGGGAAAGAGAUGUGGCAGCCUUUGGUGGGGUCAUCACCAGCAGGGCCAACAUCCCCACUAGGUGCACAAGGACGCACUGAAGCAGAGGAAUGGGAAAUAGGAGGUCGCGGUGCCACACUAGGUGGCAGCACCAGGGGGCAAAAGCACAGUGAAGUGCCAGUGCUGGGCAGAGCCCCUGCUCCUGCAACGGCUCAGGACAAGCACACCCUUUCCAACUGUGCUGGCUCUGGCUGCGGCUAGAGCUGCAAGGAGUGAAGCAAAGAGGAAGGAACAUUCUAGGAAGUGAGUAGACGCAAGAUGUCACGACGCUAGUGCUUUGUUCCAUUUUUUCCCCUUGUUUUGUCUCGCCCGUUUUCUAAUUGUAUGCCUUGAUGACACAUU
This is a messenger RNA of Closterium sp. NIES-67, 7579 nucleotides long. The record is from the annotation of a GenBank genome assembly. NCBI's taxonomy places the organism in Eukaryota, Viridiplantae, Streptophyta, Zygnematophyceae, Desmidiales, Closteriaceae.